CACUCUCAGUUGAUGUGCACACGCGUCAGUAUGAAGAAAAACCUGUAACAGCGAUCGACUGUUUUUCAGGAGAUGGAGUCAAACCAAAGUCUCUGCCGUUCUCAAGAUGGCGACAGUUGCACGUACACGGAAGCAUUGGUCCUCCUGAAACAGGUGAAAGAGCUGAGAGAGAAUAAACUCUUGUGUGACGCGGUGUUGAGGUUGGACGACGACGGCGUCUUCCCAGUCCACAGAGUGAUUCUGUCGAUGCGUAGCGAAUAUUUCAGGAACCUCUUCACAACACAGCACCACAGUGAGGAGACUGAGAUUCUUCUCCACGGGGUCAGCUCAGAUGUGAUGACCCAGAUACUGGAUUAUGUUUAUUUUCGCGAGGUGGACAUCCGCUCCGACAACGCUCGUCAGCUGCUUGUGGUGGCUGAAUACUUGUGUAAUCCGGACGUGCCUAAACUCUGCUGCGACUUCCUCAAGGACGCGAUGGACGUCGACAACUGUAUCAGCAUCAUGCAGUUCGCAAGGUUACACUUCUGCGUCGACCUUGACACUUACGCUCGUAGCCUCGUUCUGCUUAACUUCGUGGAAGUGUCUCAGCAGAGCGAAGAACUGCUGGAACUGCCUGUAGAUGAGCUGCAAGCGGUAAUCGAGGCCGAGGAACUGAACGUGAAGGACGAGAGAGUUGUGUGGGAGUGCAUUCUCCGGUGGAUGAACCAGGACCCGGACAACAGGAAAGGCCACAUCGCGGACCUUUUGAAGGGCGUCAGACUGGAACGUCUGGACACAAAAGUUUUCAAGGAGGUGUCAAAUCACCCUUACGUGACUGAAAACGAGGCGUGCAGACCCUUGAUCUCGGAGACGCUCAAAUUCCUGGACGACGUGGAAAGGUUGACGAAGGAAGACGAGGAAUUCGUGACACCAAGGAUUGCCCGCCCGCGAAUCCCUCAGGAUUUUCUGUUUGCUAUUGGUGGGUGUCGUGAUAGAAGGCCGACAGAUGUGAUCGAAGCGUACGACGCACGAGCAGACCGGUGGAGUGUGGUGGAGGGGUUCGACUCGAUCGGUCCUCGAAUGAACCAUGGCACGGCAGUGAUCGGUUUCGACAUUUACGUCAUCGGUGGUUGUGAUGACAGGAAAUCAUUAAGCUCAUGUCGCUGCUUCAACGCUCUUACGAAGACAUGCCGCAAGGUGGCGCCUAUGCAUGAAUGCAGAUUCAGUUUAAGUGUGGCAGUUCUGCGAGGCGCAGUGUACGCCACGGGCGGUUACAAUUAUUAUGAUUAUCGCAGAACGGCUGAAAGAUACGAGUGCAAGGCGAACCAGUGGUCUUUGAUCGCUCCCAUGAACACAGGGCGACGCAAUGCAAGUGCGGCUGUACUGAAUGACAAAAUAUACGUCGCUGGUGGAUGUGACGAAAAGAAUUCUCUAAACUCGGUGGAAGUUUAUGACCCGGACACCAACCGAUGGACGUUCGUUACACCAAUGCUAUCUGGACGUCAAAGUUUUUCUUGCGUCGCGUUCCACGGCUGUCUGUACGCCCUAGGAGGACUCAACAGGACAUCAGACGAGCUCAGUACCGAAAAGUACGUCCCUGCAGAAGACACGUGGACCGAAAUCCCUGACAUGAACUUCUAUUCAGAUUAUUUAAAAGCAGAAGUGUUCGACAACACGAUCUUCGUUAUCAGUAGAUAUUUUGACAAGGGCCACUUCGGAUCCCAAGUCGCAUAUUUCGAUGACAUGGAAAAUCGAUGGUUUGUUUCUUUUUUUUAUUGUUCAGGACUGUACAAUCACAAUGUGUUACUUUCGAAAAGCAUUAGGAAGUGAAUCAUUUCCGGUCAAGGUAACCGCGAUCUUGCUGAUGCUGCGCCGUGUAGUGACGUAGAAACUGAGCAACGUUUCAGAGGUUCUUACUGCUAAUCAGGGACUUGAAUACAACGCGCAAAUUGGGUGAGAGGAAGGGGGUAGAAUGAACGCAGGUAGGGCGAUGUUGCGGUCAAGGUGAAUCUUUAAAGCAGAGGGCGAAUGACUUGGAAAUGCUAAUCAGACGUAAGCUGUGACUGCAUUAAUAAGAAGCUCUUUGACUAAGUUUCUUUGAUCAGAGGCACUCUCUUGGGCAGGAAGUGUCUGGCUUUCGGCACAUCAGCAUCGCCAUAAUCUUCCGCUUUCAUCAAAGUCUUAGGCUAGUCUCAUGUUCCCAUUUUUGAUCGAAGUUUAUUUCAAAAUGACUGUCUCUUGCCGUGUUUGACCACGCAGUCUCCUGCCAUCUGUUGACGGAGUUGGUAAGCAGCUCCAAAAACUUCCCAGAAGACAAAUUUCUUCACACUUGUUUGUGCAAGAGCCAGAAAUCCCUCAGAAAUUCGUUUGAUUUUUGUCUGAGUCUGUUUUACGUCCAGCAGAACCUCUCUAGAAAUAUUUUUGAUGGGACAAAUUUUUUUUGAAAGUGUAUUGCUAAAAGAGGGAAAUAUUGUCAUGGGCGCAUAUCUCUAACAAUACACGCUUAUCUCGCCAAAGAAAGUGUGUGAUUAAAUUUAUUAUUCUGACCGAAGGUAAUGGCUUAAUGAAGUGUACGAAAGUUAGCUAGUGCGGAACACAAGUCAUUUGACAGCGUUUUAAAAUUGUCAUAACCUCUCCCUCCACUUUGAUGUAAUAAAAUGUAUUACGUUAUAAUAGCACGUUGUCCGGUGUUCUGUGCGCAUGAGUGAAAGAAAGAUCACGUGGGAACUGUUCUGAAAUAUGGUGUGGCAAUCGUGCAUUAAAUUCCGAUUGGGGGAAUUUUUGUUAAGGUUGUUUGGAAACAAAUUAUAAGCAACGACAUUUCGGUGGAAGCUGUUCCCUUAGCUUCAAGCAGUUUUCCAUUCAACUCAAAGACAGAGCCAGCCCAUCAGACAUAAUAUUUAUAACGACUGAAAAAGUUAGUUUUAAGAAAAUUGUUAAUUUCUUGACAUAAAU
Messenger RNA from Zootermopsis nevadensis, 2934 nucleotides. The record is from RefSeq and is a predicted model, not a curated record. NCBI's taxonomy places the organism in Eukaryota, Metazoa, Arthropoda, Insecta, Blattodea, Termopsidae.